Messenger RNA from Drepanopeziza brunnea f. sp. 'multigermtubi' MB_m1, 3513 nucleotides. The record is from RefSeq and is a predicted model, not a curated record. Lineage: Eukaryota; Fungi; Ascomycota; Leotiomycetes; Helotiales; Drepanopezizaceae.
AUGGCUAGCUCUUUUAAGGGAGAUAAAUUAAUUGGUAAAUCAAAUUACCAAGAAUGGAUUACUCCCGCAGAUUUCUAUUUAAAGAUUAAUAGCUAUAUGCUUUAUAUUGAUGGCUCUAAAGAAAAGCCUAAUAAAGAGCUUUAUUACGCUAAAGCUAAGAAUGGUGAGGGAGCUAUUACUUGGUCCUUUUAUUCACUUGAGCUAGCCGUAAAAUAUCUUGAUAAAUUGAGCGAAUUCGAAGAAGCUAAUAAAAAAGCUUUGGGAGCGCUAAAAUCUAUUAUAUCGCUUGAAAAUCAAAAGCGAUUUAAAGAUAAAACUAGCGCUGAGGAUCUAUAUGAGGCUAUAAAUGAGACUUAUAGCGAUACAGGGCUAGAAGAAGUAAAUCGAUACGUAUAUAAAAUGGUCGAAACAACUUAUAGCUCUUGUAAAAAUAUAGAUGAAUAUACUAGUAUUAUUCAAUCUAAUGCAAUUUAUCUUAAAGAGAUGAAUUGUGAGAUUCCUAAGCCAGUAUUAGCUAGCCUUAUAUUCAAGGGUUUACCUAGCUUUUUUGAUAGCUUCGCCUCUAGAAAAUUUAAGGAAAUAUCUAGUAACCUUAAAGAGGUAGAUAUCGAUUCGCUUAUAUCUGAUUUAUUAUUAGAAGAGGCCCGAAUGGGUACUAGCGCGGAUUUAAAAGCAAAUAAAGCGUUUAAAAAUAACGCUAAAUAUUGCUCGCAUUGUAAGCAAAAGGGGCACUUAAAUUCAACUUGUUUUAAAUUGCACCCCGAACUAAAGCCGAACUUUAAUAAAAAGCCUAAUAAUAAGGCUAUAUCGGCUAGGGAUAAAGACUUCAAGAAUGGCUCUAGUAAAGCACUAAUGAGUGCUUUUACUAAUUCUAGCUUUAAUAGUGAAUUAAAUCACUUUGGCAUAGCUUAUUCUAUUACGAAUAAUAAUAAAUUCGUAUUAGAUUCAGGAGCCUUAAAGCAUUAUUCGCCUAAUAAAGCUUGGUUUAUAAAUUAUAAGCCAAUAGCUAAGAAGUCUAUAAUUAUCGCUAAUAGCGAUAUUAUGCUUAUUCUAAGCAUAGGUGAUAUCUUUAUUAAGUCGAAAACAGGCUUAGAGAUUAUAAUUAAAAACGUCAAUUAUAUUCCUAAGCUAAAAACGACCUUAAUAAGUUCAAAAGAGCUUACAAAUAAGGACUGGGCUAUUAAUUUCGAUCGAAAUGGAGCUAAAAUCUUUUAUGCUUCUUUCAAACCUUAUAUUAACGUAGAUCCUUUUGUGACUACCAAAUUAGGCCUUUAUUAUAAGCGCUUAUUGCACGUAAAUAAAGAUUUUGUUUUAAAAACAAUCGAUAAUAGCGAAGGUCUUUCUAAAGCUAUUGAACAAAAUCUUGAAAAUUCUCAUAUAAAAAAUCGGUCUUAUAACUCGGUUAUUAAAAAGACCCCUUACGAAGCUCUUUACGGCCAAAAGCCUUAUAUAGGCUACUUUAAAAUACUAGGUUCUCUAGCUUAUAUAUUAAAAAAUAAGCGAGACAAUAAAUUGGCCGAUAAAGAUGAAAAGAGGCUAUUAGUUGGUUUCGAAUCAGCUAAUAAUUACUUGAUCUACUUCCCGAGUAAAAGAGUCGUAAUUAGUUUAAAAAACGUUCUUAUUAAAGAAGACCUUAAAUUUAAGGACGAACUAAUUAACGAAAAGAGCGAUUAUUUCGAUAUAAUCGAAGAAGAGUUACCUUCUACUAAAGGCGAUGAUGAUUUUACUACUAGUAUUAAAUCAAUCGAUAAUACUAGUAAUAAUCAGCCGAAUAUUAGCCAGCCGAGAGUCGUUGAAAUAGAAGAAGCCGAAGAUCAACCUUAUUUUGACGACACUGAAUCUCGCGCUAGCGAUGCUCUUAGUGAUCUAAAUACAGAUGAUCCUAAUAAGGCAGAAGCGCUUAAGGCUCCUAAAACUCGGGGCCCGGCGAAAGAUUACUCCGAUCAAAGACCAAACGUAACUAUUAGAUCGAGUAAAAAUAACUCUUUUAAUUUAGCUAUUACAGAGCUAAAUAAUCGAUUAAUCGAAGAGCAAAUACAAGCUAUGUCGGUUUACAAGAACGUAACUCUUCUAGCUUCAAUGGCUUUAAUUAGCUUUAAAACUGAUCGAAAUCUCGAUCAAGGGCUAAUUAAAUUAAGCGAUAAAAAUAGUUCUAAAGUAACUAUUAAAAAAUUCUCUAUUAGCACUCCGCCAUUAGAGCCUAAAAGCUAUGAGGAAGCUAUAAACUCAGCCUUAUAUAAGGACUACUGGCUUAAAUCUAUGCAAAAUGAAAUAGAUUCAUUAGAAAGCCAAAAUACUUGGAAAGUAGUCAAUAAAAGCGCUAGCAAUAAUAUUAAACCCUUAAAAACUCGAUGGGUUUAUAAAAUCAAGCAAGGAAUCAAUAGCUCUAAAUACGCGAAUAAGCUAUUAAUGCUUAAUAAAGCAUUAUACGGACUGAAACAAUCAGCUCGCUUAUGGUUUAUCACGUUAAAAGAAGUGCUUAUACAAAAAUUCAGCUUUACGCCUUUACUAGCUGAUAGCUGUAUUUUGUAUAAUAAAGAGCUAAAAUUAAUUAUUAGCGUUUACGUUGAUGAUUUAGCACUUAUUAGUCCGAAUAUCGAUACAAUAAAAUCCUUUAUUAAAGAACUUCAAAAAUACUUUAAAUUAAAGGAUUUAGGGCUAAUAAAAGAUUAUUUGGGUAUCGAUAUCGAAUACGAUAUUAAGCGAGGCUAUAUGAAAUUAAGCCAAGAAUCUUAUAUUACUAAGAUUUUGAAUCGUUUCGAUAUGCUAGAUUGCAAGCUUAAACCAAUACCAAUGGAUUCAAAGGCUAAAUUAGAGCUUAAUCCUAAUAAGGCUAGCGCGUCAGAGAUCACGUGGUUUCAGCAAGUAAUAGGCUGCCUUUUAUUGUUGACGCUAGCAACUAGACCCGAUAUUUGCUACGCUGUAAUUAAGCUAGCUCGAUUUGCAAGCAAUCCUAGCGAAAGCCAUAUUAUAGGUCUUAAAAAUAUCUUACGAUAUUUAAAAGGCUCUAUAAAACUAGGGCUAAUUUAUCAAAGAAGCCUUAAUAAAUUCGUUAGUGGCUAUUGCGAUGCUGAUUACGCUGGAGAUAUUGGUACAGCAAAAUCGACUAGCGGUUUCAACUUUUAUAUAAGCUCUAGCUUAUUUAGUUGGAAAUCAAAAUUACAGAGUAUAAUAGCUCAAAGCACUACUGAAGCUGAAUAUAUGGCGAUUAAUUCGGCCGCUAAAGAAGCUGUUUAUAUAAAGCAACUUCUUACCGAAUUAGGCUAUUAUAUGCAAGAUAAAUUCUCUUUAUAUACUGAUAAUAACGGCGCUUUAUUACUCGCUAAAAACCUUGUUUUUCACGAGAGAACAAAGCAUAUAGCUGUUAAAUAUCAUUAUAUAAGAGAUCUUAUAAACAAAGGUAUUAUAGACCUUGUUUAUAUAAGAACUUUGAAUCAAAAGGCAGACGGGUUUACUAAAGCUCUCGAUAAGCUUAAGUUUAACGAAUUUGUUAAACAAUUGCAACUUUCUUAA